GCCGGCAGCCGGAAGUGGGGUGGGGGCGCGGGCUCCCGGGCUGUUGCUCCUAGGUGCUAGGGUACAGGGCCAAGCGGGGGUCGGGCAAACCCAGAACAGCGGGGUAAACGCCUCGUGCGCUCGUCGGGCGGGAGUUGUGCACUCGGGCCUGCCGCGCGCCAGACCCGGCCCCUCAGAGGCCCCGCCCAGGGCGCGCUGCCAGGGGUUUCCAUGGUGAUGGUAAACAAGCCUCAACUGCCUCAGCUACAACUGCCAAGUUCCCCGCGUUCCACCCUCCUCUAGGUGCUCAGAGGGACGAUCGAGGUGCCGGAUGUGAAGAGCGGGAGCGUGGAGACUCGGAUCCCGAGGUUAAUAACAAAAGGAGACGCACCUGGACUUUCCCCGGAGCCGUCUGCGUUUUUAAGCGUCGGGUGGAAUUAGGGGUCCUUUGGCUCUAAACAGCGCUUGUUUGAUGAAAAUAGAAAUCAGUCCUGCACCCCUCAGCGGACAGUUCGUUACCUACAAGGAGUGUCUCCGACUGUGGGCAUCCCCUCCCCGGGUGGUUCUUUAAGCCACAAAAAGCUGCACCCAAGCUUGUUUGACGUCUAUCCUCUCAAGUGUCCAUGAUGCUGGGCCCCGAGGGAGGUGAAGGCUUUGUGGUCAAGCUCCGUGGCCUGCCCUGGUCCUGCUCUGUUGAGGAUGUGCAGAAUUUCCUUUCUGACUGCACAAUUCAUGAUGGGGCUGCAGGCGUUCAUUUCAUCUACACUAGAGAAGGCAGGCAGAGUGGUGAGGCUUUUGUUGAACUUGAAUCAGAAGAUGAUGUAAAAAUGGCCCUUAAAAAAGACAGGGAAAGCAUGGGACACCGGUACAUUGAGGUGUUCAAGUCCCACAGAACCGAGAUGGAUUGGGUGUUGAAGCACAGUGGUCCAAACAGUGCCGACACCGCCAAUGAUGGCUUCGUGCGGCUUCGAGGACUCCCAUUUGGAUGCACCAAGGAAGAAAUUGUUCAGUUCUUCUCAGGGUUGGAAAUUGUGCCAAACGGGAUCACCUUGCCUGUGGACCCCGAGGGCAAGAUUACAGGGGAAGCCUUUGUGCAGUUUGCCUCACAGGAGUUAGCUGAGAAGGCCCUAGGGAAGCACAAGGAGAGAAUAGGGCACAGGUAUAUUGAAGUGUUUAAGAGCAGUCAGGAAGAAGUUAGGUCAUACUCAGAUCCCCCUCUGAAGUUCAUGUCUGUACAGCGGCCGGGGCCCUAUGACCGCCCCGGCACAGCCAGGAGGUAUAUUGGUAUUGUCAAGCAAGCAGGCCUGGAGAGGAUGAGGUCUGGUGCAUAUAGUGCAGGCUAUGGGGGCUAUGAGGAGUACAGCGGCCUCAGCGAUGGCUACGGCUUCACCACCGAUCUGUUUGGGAGAGACCUCAGUUACUGUCUCUCAGGCAUGUAUGACCACAGAUACGGCGACGGCGAGUUCACUGUCCAGAGUACCACUGGGCACUGCGUCCACAUGAGAGGGCUGCCAUACAAAGCCACAGAGAACGACAUUUACAACUUCUUCUCUCCACUCAACCCUGUGAGAGUCCAUAUUGAGAUUGGCCCUGAUGGAAGAGUGACGGGCGAAGCGGAUGUUGAGUUUGCCACUCAUGAAGAAGCUGUGGCAGCUAUGUCCAAAGACCGGGCCAACAUGCAACACAGAUACAUAGAACUUUUCCUGAAUUCCACAACUGGGGCCAGCAAUGGGGCAUAUAGCAGCCAGAUGAUGCAAGGCAUGGGGGUGUCGGCCCAGUCUACUUACAGUGGCCUCGAGAGCCAGUCUGUGAGCGGCUGUUACGGGGCUGGCUAUGGAGGCCAGAACAGCAUGGGUGGAUAUGACUAGUUUUGUAGGAGCAUUUGAGUUAUUGCAAUCAAAUUUUCACAGGCAGCCAACAAGCAGUGAAAAGCAAUUAUUACUCUUGAGGAAGCUGUGGGACCCAUUUUGCACCAUGAGUUUGUGAAAUCUGGAUUAAAAAAUUACCUCUUCA
Messenger RNA from Mustela lutreola (European mink), 1992 nucleotides. It is a transcript of the gene HNRNPF, whose product is annotated as heterogeneous nuclear ribonucleoprotein F. The coding region runs from base 603 to 1847 and encodes 414 amino acids. Gene Ontology annotation, cellular component: nucleoplasm; ribonucleoprotein complex. Gene Ontology annotation, molecular function: RNA binding. Gene Ontology annotation, biological process: regulation of RNA splicing. NCBI's taxonomy places the organism in Eukaryota, Metazoa, Chordata, Mammalia, Carnivora, Mustelidae. The record is from RefSeq and is a predicted model, not a curated record. The transcript is spliced from 4 exons.